CGCUGCGUCGACAAGCGCGAGGUCGGCGAGAAGCUGCCCUUCCUCGCGACGACGUCGAUCAAGAAGGCGCUCAAGUGGCCCAAGGAUGAGGUGAUGGAGUAUCUGACGACGGCCUCGAAUCCUCUCCGGGGGGCUCCGGAACAUCGCCAGCGCAUGGACGAGCGGCUCGCGGAGAAGCGGUUCACGACCGCGGUGCCCGCGGCCGUCGAGUUCAUCGAGCAGGACCCGGGCCGCCAGUACGUGACGGGCUCCUGGGAGCCCGGCGACCGCGACUGGUACGCCUCGGCCUACGGCGAGGCGCCCGCGGCGCCCGCGUUCCCGCCCCUGAAGGCGCCGCGGCGCGCCCCGGACCCGACGCUCCUCGAGGGCGUCGCGGUCGCGUGCGGCGGCGACGCGGCCCGCGUCGCCGAGGCGGCCAAGGCCCAGGGCUACAGCGACGCGGAGGUGGCCGAGUGGCGCGCGCGCUGGGAGGCGUGGCGCGCGUGGCACGACGUGCGCGCGCCCGCGCGGCCCGAGCCGGCGCCGGCUCCCGCGGACCUCGCGGGCCUCAAGGCGGCGUUCAACGAGCUGCCCCCGGAGCAGAAGAAGGCCUUCCACGAGUACGCCUUCCUGAGCACGGAGUUCGUCGGCCCCCUCGGCCCCCUCGCGAGCGCCGAGGGGCCUUCCAUUGCCGACACUCUCGCCAUCCUCCAGGCACAACUCCCGUCCAUCGAAGCCGCGGCCAUCAAAGCCUUUUCCGUGGUCAGCUCCGGCGUCGCGCCCGAGAACAACGUCCCUACUUUCCCCAUCGUCAUGCCCGGGCAGAUCAGAAUCAUCCCCGAGGAGCGCCUGCAGACGCCGGACGGCGACCGCGCGACGCGGUCCCUCAAGGCCCUGGAGACGGCGGCGUCCCUGGCGACGAGCCGCGUGGACCACCCCUGCGUCAACGCCAAGCAGCGCAUCGGCAAGGACGUCUGCGCCUGCCAGCUCUCCUGCAGGGACCUCCAGUGCUCGAACGCGCGCGCGUCCUGCGGCGCGGAAUUCAAGGGGUGGUGCAGCGACAUGGACAUGAACGCCGCGAAGCGCGUCGAGAAGCGCGUCGCGACGUUGAAGCGCGGCGGCCCGGCGUGGCGCCUCGACGCGGACGCGGCCGCGCCGUUCCGCGACCUCUUCGGCGCCGGCGGCGCGCCCUUCGUCGCGCUCGUCGGCGAGCAGAAGUGCGGCACGACCCUCGUCUACGACGCGCUCGUCCAGUCCACGGCGCUGACGCCCGCGGCGAACGGCCGCAAGGAGCAGCACUUCUUCGACAGCCACCACGUCAUCGACGGCUGCCGCGCGUCCGGCUACGCGCGGGGGCUGACGGGCGGCAAGGCGCGCGGCGUGAUCGACGCGACGCCGGACUACCUCGCGGACCCCGUCGCGGCCGCGCACCUCGCGUUCCUCGUGGCGGCCCGGACGCCGGGCUUCGGCGACGAGUCGCGGCCCGUGGCGUUAAGCCGCGACGGCCACGGCCAUUGGUGCGUGACGCUCUGGAAGCGGAGGAAGCUCCUCCCGCACCACUGGGACGCGUGCCUCAACGCGGGCGUGAUCAUCUGGCGCCGCGACGUCCUCGGCCGCGCGCGGGACUUCUUCGAGCGGUGGUGGGCGCUCGCGGCGACCCGUGCGGCGACGUGCUGCGACCACUUCCCCGACGCGCACCGCGUCUGGCCCUGGGAGCAGACGGGGCUGCAGUACGUCGCCGCGGACGGCAAGGACGUCGCCGCGGCCGUGCCCGUCUACGAGCCCGCCUACCCCGCGGCGCGGCACCUCGUCUGGCCGCCGAAGAUCCGGUACAAGGCGUGCCCCGUGCCCUGGUGCCUGUCCCACGUUGCCGGCGCCUGCUGCGUCGUCGACCACCACUGCGCGGGCCGGCGGGACAAGUUCGCGCUCGCGGCGCGCGCGCUCCGGGAACGCGUCACUCGCGCGCCGGCGAGCGCGGCCCUGCGCCUCGUCGACCGGCGCGUCAACGCGACGGAAGCCACGCUGAGGGGCCGCGGCGCGCGCACGGGCAUGAUCGACCAUUAG
This is a messenger RNA of Aureococcus anophagefferens, 2043 nucleotides long. RefSeq lists its product as hypothetical. The transcript is spliced from 4 exons. The record is from RefSeq and is a predicted model, not a curated record. The annotation marks the transcript as partial. NCBI's taxonomy places the organism in Eukaryota, Pelagophyceae, Pelagomonadales, Pelagomonadaceae.